UAAUCACACUGGAUCUGUCCUUCUCAAAAUAAAGUGGAACUGAAAUAUAUUUAGAUACAAGUUAUCAUUUACGGCGAAGUAGUCACUUAAUAACUUGCCUACUUAUACAGUUCUUGGUUAUAGCGUUUAGAUAAUGGCAACGUUUGUCAUAAAGCACAAGUCUGGUGGUAAAUAUUUACAUCAUUCAAACGGCAGAAAGAAUCCAGGAAACGACCAGAAAUUAGUUUUAUGCGAAGGAACAGAUGACCAAACCCAUUUCACCUUUGAUGUUGAAGAUGAUCAUUGGGGAUACAUACGACACGUAGCAAGUGGUAAAGUAAUACAUCCGUAUGGCGGCGAUUUUAACCCAAGAAACAAUGCGGAUCUUGUCCUACACGAGGACCGUCAUGGAGGCGCCCUUUUCUGUAUCGAUAGUGCAAAUGAUGCCAUAAUGCACAUAGGAGGAAAGUUUGUACAUCCGAAAGGUGGAAGCCACAAGCCUGAAAAUAACACGCAGGUUUGCCUUCAUCAAGAUCAACACUAUCAAAUGAAGUUCGAAUGUGUAUCUCCAAACAAUACCAGCGAAGAAGCUCUAGUUUAUGGUGCACCAACCUUACGUGGAAAGUGGAAAAUUAUCAAUAUGGUAAUGAAUCCGGCAGCGGUACACAAACAAACCUUCCAAUACAAGGUUGGGAAGUCAAAAACUGAGAGUACAACUUAUUCGUUUUCGUUUAAGUGGGAAACAACAGCAAGUGUAUCAGCUGGUAUUGGGUCUGCAUCCGCGUCAGCAUCCUUAUCAUCUAUGUUUGAAAGAUCAUCUGCUUCAACAUGGUCGGAGGAGACAACAGUUAAACGAGAGAUAACAGUUAACCCAGGAGAAUCUGUGGUUACUUGGCAAUUUGUUUUUACAUGUGAGCAGCUAAAUCACAGAGCCAAAUUUUACAGCAACUUGCUUGCAGACACUCGAAGUCCAACUGAUGUUCCUGACGACAUUGCUGCAAUUGGAUUUUGAUCAGAUAGUUUACAAUUUUCACGCUUACAUUUAAACUUGCUUUAUAUUAUAUUUUAUUCACUUUGAUAGUAUCUACUUCAAUAUCUCUUGGAAUAUAUAUUGAUAUAAACUUUGCCAUUUGACAUCGAUCAAUUUAUAUAGAGGAAGCACAUUAAUUAUCUGAAAUAUUAACUGGUUUUGUAUACGUUAUCAAAUAUUCAUUUUUGUACUUAUUUAUGGUUGUUACUGUACACAUUUUGACUUAUAUAUUUUCUUUGUGAACUGUACUUUUUUUUCUAUUACGAUCUUAAAUAUUCGUAACAACGACCGUUGCAUAAACGUUUUAAUCAAACUGAAAAAAAAAAAAUAAAACCUCUAUAAUUUUUGUUGGUUGAUCUGGAGGUUUCUACGUCAAAUUGUAAUUGUAUUCGAUCCUUAUAUACAACGUUUUCAUGGUUUUUCAACGGUUUUUCCUGUGAUUGGGUGAUAAUGUUAUCAUGUUUUGAUGCUCGAAAAUUCGUCUUGUUUUAUAUUUCAGAAUGCACAGUAGGUGAAAAUUUAAACUACAUAUAUUUUAGACAAUAUCUAUAUUAUAUAUAUUUAAACGACGGUACUAUUCAAAGCAGGGAAGAAACGAAAUUUUUUACUGAGGAUACAUUUCAAUUUUACAUACAAUCUAUCCUGUACAACUGCCAUUUGACCUUUAAACGCUGGAUUGUCGCUGAACUUAAGAAGAAGUAAUUACCCAAACUAACGAGUAAAAUGUGUUGCACAACGCAGCUUAUCAAAAGAAAAGACAACUACAUAUGGAAAAUUAUACUUCUUUUAUCAAUAUCAACAUAAAGAUGGAAGAGAAUGGUCAUUAUCAACAAGUCAAAAUUAUUUUGAAUUUUUCAUUGCACUGACAUCGCUCUUUCAUUAUGUUCUGAUAAUUUGGAUAAUAAAUGCUCCGAUUUAAAAAUCAGAUUCAUCAAAUCUUGAAAUCGAACUAAUUGAAAAAUUAUUAUUUUUAAAUUGUAUGUUGAAAAAAAUAUUAAAACACAAACGAAAAAGUUAAAACUCUUUCCAUAAAUUAUUCAGAAUUUGAGUAUACAUUAAUGCUAAUACGAAGUAAAUAGGCAGUGGCCGAGAGGUUAAGGAUGCGAAUGAGAAUUUUAUAAAUUGAAAACUCAAAUAUAUUUCAUUUUACAUGCUAAAAUUCAUUUGUUUCUUAACUAUAAACCAUUUAAAUGCCUUUCUUCAUACGUUUUUUUUCCAAGUUGUUAUGUUUAACACAUUAAAAAAAAAAGAGGCGAUAGAUACUAAAGGGACAUUCAAAACUCCUAAAAAAUAAACAAACAACGUCAUAGUUAAAAAUAUAAAAAAAAACCAACAGAUAUACAACAGUACACAACACUCAACACAUAAUAGAAAACUAAAGACUGAGCAACACGAACCUCACCAAAAACUAGGGGUGACCUCAGGUGCUCCGGAAGGGUAAGCAGAUCCCGUCAUGUUACUCAUGUUAGUAACUAUAUUAUUAUCUACUUCUUAUCAAUGUUUAUAAAUGCCGGAAAUGUCAGCAAUUAACUCUCAUAUUGAGGAAAUUUGGUGUGACCAAAAUGCUGUUAUACUGAUUCUUUAAAACAUACACUCCAAUCAUAAUGAUUCGUUUAUCUUUGUAGAGAUAAGUAUUAAAAAUAUUAUAUAUUACAUUUAUAUAAAAUUUCAUGGAGCAGCAAAUGCAUGAUAUGACCUGGAUUAUAGUUAUUGGUUAAUGUAUUUUUUUUAAAAUAUUUUAAAAUAUAUUUUAUUUACGUGUUUUCUUACUAAUGCUUUGCAAUGUUGACCAGGUACACAUGUAUUUCGCAUGUGAUAUUUUAUAUAUGCUUAUAAUGCUCUCAAUACUAAAUAUCAAAAUUCAUAAGCUAUUGAUUUGAUACUUUUUUCCAUCGUAAAAGGAAUAUCUCAUCAACAAUACCAGUCUAAUAGUUUGGUGGCCUUAUUUUUAUAUUUGGUAAUUAUUUAAGGUAACCGUAUGGUGUUUGGUUGUUUAAUUUGAUGUAAUGAUCAGAUCAUAUAUGAGUAUGAUUUAGAUUUUACUGUAAGAAUAAAUACUUUGAUCAUUGAAAUAGCAUUAGGAGUAGUGAUAAGAUAUGAUAAAAGCCAUUAUUUGGCUCCUGAAAUGACAUCUUUUUUAAAAUUAUGUUACCGUAUAGCGGUUUAUCUUCGCUUAUAUUGGCGGAUAAAUGAAAGUCGCGAAAAUAAAUUUCGCAAAAAUUUAUGCAUAUGUUCUUUCUAAUAGCUAAAACGUUUUGUAAACGAUGUGUUUCUUUUGAAGUCGGCAAGUCAAUAACGGUAUAUGUUAGUUUUAACAAUAUAAAUGCCAAAGCGCAUUGUACAUACAUGCAUUUCAUAAAAUGACUGCUAGGUGUGUAUACCCUUAUUAAUUAGUGUCAAACAAAAUAAGACUGUAAGGUACUUUAUCAGGUUAUUACCUUUAUUAAUUAGUGCCAAAUUGUAUAAGAGUUGUAAGUUACUCUUGAUAAUUUUAUACCCUAAUUACUUCGCCAUCACGAGUUGGUUGAUCAUUACGGAAUAUCCGUUUCACAGAUGAUAAUGGAUAUGAUCAUAAAAAACUACAAUCCCGUCCCCUUUUCCCGAAUGUGACCUACCGAAUUAGACUUAAUUCCGGGUUUGUACUAACAUGAGCAAAACGACGGUUACCACAUGUGGAGCAGGAUCUGCUUACCAUUUCUUAGCACAUGAUAUCACCCCAGUUUUUGGUUGGGGUCGUGUUGAUCAGUCUUUAGUUUUCUAUGUUGUGUUUUGUGUACUAUUGUUUGUCUGUUGGUAUUUUUCAUUUUUAGCCAUGGCGUUGUCAGUAUAGUUCCAAAUUAUGAGUUUGAAUGUCCCCUUGGUAUCUUUCUCCUCUCUUUUAGUAAGUACAUCAAAUGUCCGGUCAAUAUCGUAACCAAUCAACUGUAAAAUUUUCAAAAAGUUUGUAUACCUGUGACAACUAUUCAAGUUACCGGUAUUCUAUUGAUUUGAUGUAUCAGAAUAUAUUCAAUAAAUAAGACGUCAUUCAGGUAAACAAAAUCAUUUAACCAUAACAAUAUAGACACUUGUUUGUCAAUUUUUAUAACUUUUUAACCUCAUCAAGUUCAGUAUCCGCUAAAUAUUUAUUAGGGGUUUAUGAAUCCACCAAGACAAAAACCGCCAAAAUUUUUCGUAUAUUUUGUUGCCCCGUAAUCGCGAAAUUUUACACCUGCGAAAAUAACUCGCUAUACGGUAAUUGUUUUCGAUAAAUAAACAAGAUCAAAUUUGUAGUUGUGACAACUCUAGUGCAAGAAGGUUAUUUGUGAUAAUGUUACAUUGACUUAUUUGUCAAAAAAGACAUUUUAUAUUUGCAUUUUAUUCAUUAAAUAUAUACAAAAGCUUA
Mytilus californianus (California mussel) is the source of this 4391-nucleotide messenger RNA. RefSeq names its product galactose-binding lectin-like. NCBI's taxonomy places the organism in Eukaryota, Metazoa, Mollusca, Bivalvia, Mytilida, Mytilidae. The transcript has 3 exons. The coding region runs from base 134 to 991 and encodes 285 amino acids. The record is from RefSeq and is a predicted model, not a curated record.